AUGUAUCGCAGCAAAACACUCAUUCAAAGUGGCUUAUCAUCUAUGCAUCGAAACUCUGCAAUAUUAUUCGGUAAUCAAUGGUUCUCUCGAAUGCAAAAUAUUGUCUCAAGAGAAUUCAAUGAUCGUCAACAAUUUACAUCUUACUCAACUUCGGCCUCUACAACAAGCAAGUCAAAAAAGAAUUCAAAAUUUUAUACAUUUUGCAAUCAAAAACUUUCCGAUCAAUUAAUUGUCAAUGGAAAGAAUAUCGUCGAAGAAUUAUUCAGUGCUUCAAGUUCCAAACUUUGUUUUAGUGAAAUUUCAUUUAAAAGGAGUGUUCUGACCAUAGAAGGGGAGCAAGCUGAAUCGUUUAUUCACUCGCUUGUCACAAGUGAUGUAUCCAAAAAGCUAUUUCACAAAGAAGAUGCAAAGAAAGCUACUCUUCACAAUUCACAACCUUCCAUGUUUUUAAAUCCUAAAGGAAGAGUUUUAUUUGAUACCAUUCUUGGCGUAGAGUUUGAUAGUGAGAGUGGAGCUGUCAAAAAUAAUAAUAGAAUUUAUAUAGAGCAUGAUGCAUCCAAGACUGAAGAUUUAUUUUCCCAUUUGAAGAGUCAUGUACUCAGAAAGAAGGUGAAAAUGGAUAAAUUUUCCACCACUUUUGAAAAUCUUCCAGAUAACUCAACAGUUGUUAAAGUUUUUGCAUUAUUUGGAAAUCCACUGUUGAAAUCUAAAACCAGUGAAAUCAAAUACAAAUGGAAGGACUCUGUGGUGUGUGUAAGAGAUCCAAGACUGGACGUGCUUGGGUAUCGAAUGUAUGGAUUUUUCAAGUCACAAAGUGAAUAUGAAAAAUUCAAACAAGAGGUUCAGUCAGAAUUGCAGCCAGAACAUUUAAUUAUGGAUACUGAAAAGGCAGAAUACUAUGAAAGAAUUCGCAUUUUAUGUGGAAUAGCUGAGAAUUCAAUAGACAUCCCUACUGAUGUUGCUUUUCCAAUGGAGGCAGGAUUUGAACAAAUAGGUGGAAUUCACUUUGAUAAGGGAUGUUAUAUUGGCCAAGAAUUAACCACUAGAACCUAUCACAGAGGUGAGAUAAGAAAGAGAAUCCUUAUCGUCCGAGGUGACCAUUUGCCAAGCCCAGGUACCGAACUACAAUUUAGUGGAGAAAAUGUAGAAAAUCUCAGGAGUGAUAAGGCAGGAAGAAUGUGUUCCACUGACGGAUCAGUGGGACUUGCCCUUGUGAAAUUUGAGCCUCUUAUGGAGAGGGAUUCUAAAGUUUCUUUGGUCUCUGAAGCAGAUACCAACUCUCCCAUUAAAAUUACUCCACCAUAUUGGAUUGCAUUGUAA
Naegleria lovaniensis is the source of this 1320-nucleotide messenger RNA. RefSeq lists its product as uncharacterized. Gene Ontology annotation, cellular component: mitochondrial matrix. The record is from RefSeq and is a predicted model, not a curated record. Lineage: Eukaryota; Heterolobosea; Eutetramitea; Acrasida; Naegleriidae. The coding region runs from base 1 to 1320 and encodes 439 amino acids. The transcript has 2 exons. Gene Ontology annotation, molecular function: protein binding.